Molecule: messenger RNA, 1572 nt
Organism: Mycena indigotica
Lineage: Eukaryota; Fungi; Basidiomycota; Agaricomycetes; Agaricales; Mycenaceae
Exons: 5
Coding region: 1-1572 (523 amino acids)
Source: RefSeq, a predicted model, not a curated record
AUGGGAUCGCGGAAUAAGAAACCAUGGCCACAGGCGGCCAAAGUAGAACCACAGACCCCCGAGCCGUCGAAACGGACUACAAGGGCCACAGCCAAAUCAGCAGUCGACCAGAACAUAUCUCAAUCAAUGGAGCCGCCAAAUAACAAGAAACGUAGAAGGGCCUCUCAGAAGAGAUCGACGAAAAAUUUGACCAACGAAGAAACUCCCCAAGUUACCGAAAGUAAUGAAGAAGUGGAGCAGCGGCAACCCUCUUCAAAGGUUCAAGGCAAGCGACGGGCGGAGGAUCCGGAUGAUAUCGAGCAGCGGCCCGGGAAAAAGGCAAAGAAGACUGAUGGUAAAGCAAAGAGAGCGACCGAAGCAAACGAUGCGAAAACACUUGGAAGCCCCCGAGAAUUGUCCACUAAAGCGGUCAAAAUCAUCAGCAACGCCGGUACCGGAUUAUGCAGCGUCUGCCUGGUAAAAUCGUUAAACGGCCAACCGGCCCACAUUACACCAGCCAGCGAAAGGAUGUUCCAGGAGCUGUGGGUCAAGGCUCAUGACUGGGCAAUUGCCGAGGAGAUCUCCCAGGUUUCUGAGGCUAACGGCAUAUUUUUGUGUGCAAGGUGUCACUGGGCCUGGGAUAACAGUCGAUUCAUCUUUGCCCUACCCCUCCGGAUGUUGAAAGCCAUUGCCACAGAAUGGCUCCUGCGCCCCAAAAACGAGCGUCUGUACCUUACCGACUGGAUCAAAAAAGAGUACCCCCAGUAUGACAACUUGUACCACCUCAUCCAACUGCAUCCCGACUUUGUUUUACGAGUCCGAAGACCCACAGAUGUACCUGCUGAUCCGGCGUUACAACUGCCUGGGCGGGAUACCUUCCAUGUCUUCUCAGCUGUCCUCAAGCAUAAGAGGUAUAGGGUGACAGCAGGAGAAGGAGGCGAUCCCUCCAAUGUCGUUUCGCUCCAAGACCGCCUCCAUCCAUAUCGGAUGUGGCAAUUGCCAGAUCACGCAGGUGUCGCUAAUUUGUUUGUGAUGGCUCUGCAUCGUGCUGGCGACGUCAGAAUGAAGUACAACUCCCACUCCAUUGGUGGUGCAGUGCUGAGCUAUCUGUUCCAAAUCCGAGACGUGUUGGAGGCUGAACGACUUAGCCCAUACGGACGGUCAGAAUUACUUCGAAGGAUCAAGCUUCCAGACUAUGUUGGUAGCCUUUCACUACCAGCUGACGAAGACCAGGAUGAUGUUACCGACGCAGAAUCUCCAGUCGAAACUCUUGGGAAGAAGGCGAAAAUGGUUCCCAGGCCUGUCUCAGAGGAGGAUCGAGAGCCAGAGAAGAAAGACAAAGAUGGGAGGGAUCCAGGUAGCAGAGGAGAGAGCCCAAGUCAUAGCGGUGGCCGCCCAGGGCCAAGUGCUGACGGUGAUGAUGAUGAAGACGAAAGCGCCAAUGAUAGCGACGAAUUCGCCAACAGCAGCGACGAAUCCGAGAGCACCACUGUCUUGCGGUCACAUCCUUGGCUCUUCAAAGACUGUAAGCCGGAGACUUUGGCAGAGGAGGCGAGACUCCUACGUGCCUUGGGUUUUAAUAUAUCGGUGUGA